Molecule: messenger RNA, 429 nt
Organism: Gongylonema pulchrum
Lineage: Eukaryota; Metazoa; Nematoda; Chromadorea; Rhabditida; Gongylonematidae
Source: the annotation of a GenBank genome assembly
AUGGAAGCGGAUAAGACAGUAACUUAUCCGCUGACGGUAUCGAUGAAAUCGUUAGAGCCUUACACAGAGCUUGCCGAGAUGCCCCGGUGCCAUUAUGAGGUGGUCGAUCCGAUCAGUAUGGAGCCGUUGUCGGUUGUUUCGGUUGGUAGCAAAUUGCUCCACAAGUGGAAAUGUGACUCGGCCGCAACAAGUUUAUGGUGUAUGACAGUGCAUUCAUGCUUCGUUGAAGAUGGAUCCGGAACGCAAUUUGUCAUUCUCAACGAAGAAGGUUGUGCAAUCGAUCGGUAUCUCCUGGAUAACCUGGAAUACGGGCCCGGUGAGUUGGAGGCGCAGAAGGAAGCACACGCGUUCAAAUUUGCUGAUAAAGUGGUCGUGAACUUCCAGUGCUCCAUUAGAUUAGAUAUUCGAGAUGGCGAGUGUCCGGUUUGA